This is a messenger RNA of Oreochromis aureus, 4453 nucleotides long. It is a transcript of the gene ntn1b, whose product is annotated as netrin 1b. The transcript is spliced from 7 exons. The record is from RefSeq and is a predicted model, not a curated record. Bases 301 to 2103 code for a protein of 600 amino acids. Lineage: Eukaryota; Metazoa; Chordata; Actinopteri; Cichliformes; Cichlidae. Gene Ontology annotation, molecular function: protein binding.
GGUGUGACUGAGUGGACAGGCAGAGGCAGAAGGAGAGUCAGAGCCAGUUGGGCAUUUGCCAUAUCUUGGUUUUAUUCUGGGUUUUUUAAAGAGGGGGGGAAGUAUAACUAUAGCAGUAGUUUGGGAUUUAAUCGGAUAGGCUGUUUCUCCAAAUUCUUUGGAGUUCUCCUGCACUUUCAGGCUGAGCUGUAUAUUUGGAGGUAGUGGUCUGGGUGGAGUUUUCUUGGACCUCGCUGCUAACUGAUUAUCCUGUCCUCGUCGCAUUUCAGCGCAAACCUCCCCUACGACGCACGGAUUACAAUGCAAAGGAUUUUGGAGGUUUGGGUCACCUUGGUGACAGUUUCUGCGCUUACCAAAUGUGUCUUUGGGGGAUACGGGUUCAGCAUGUUUGCUGCACAGUCUUCCCCUCCGGACCCGUGCUAUGAUGAGAACGGGAAUCCUCGGAGAUGCAUCCCCGACUUCGUCAACUCUGCUUUUGGGAAGGACGUGCGCGUGUCCAGCACCUGCGGCACUCCGGCCGCCCGCUACUGUGUGGUGACCGAGAAAGCAGAGGAGAGGAGUAGGGACUGUCACACGUGCGACUCCGGAGAUCCCAAAAAGUCCCAUCCACCUGCCUAUUUGACAGACCUCAACAACCCUCACAACCUCACCUGCUGGCAGUCUGAAAACUACGUGCAGUAUUCGCAGAACGUCACCCUCACCUUGUCCUUGGGUAAAAAGUUUGAGGUCACCUAUGUGAGCCUGCAGUUCUGCUCGCCCAGACCCGAAUCCAUGGCGAUCUACAAGUCCAUGGACUAUGGCAAAUCGUGGGUGCCUUUUCAGUUUUAUUCCACUCAGUGCAAGAAGAUGUAUAACCGGCAGAACAGGGCAACAAUUACGAAGCAGAACGAGCAAGAGGCGAUCUGCACGGACUCCCACACAGACAUGCACCCGCUGACAGGUGGGCUCAUAGCCUUCAGCACGCUGGACGGCAGACCGUCGGCACACGACUUCGACAACUCCCCGGUGCUUCAGGACUGGGUGACGGCCACGGACAUCAAGGUGAUCUUCAGCCGGCUUCACACGUUCGGAGACGAGAACGAGGAUGACUCCGAGCUGGCCCGCGAUUCCUACUUUUACGCAGUGUCGGACCUGCAGGUCGGAGGACGGUGCAAGUGCAACGGGCACGCUUCGAAGUGCGUCAAGGACAGAGAGGGGAAUCUGGUUUGCGAGUGCAAACACAACACGGCGGGACCGGAGUGCGACAGGUGCAAACCUUUCCACUACGACCGACCCUGGCAGCGCGCCACGGCUAGAGAAGCCAACGAAUGUGUCGCCUGCCACUGCAAUCUGCAUGCCCGCCGCUGUCGUUUUAACAUGGAGCUGUACAAGCUGUCCGGCCGUAGAAGCGGUGGAGUCUGUCUCAACUGUCGCCACAACACAGCAGGACGCCACUGCCACUACUGCAAGGAGGGUUACUACAGGGACAUGACCAAAUCCAUCUCUCACCGCAGAGCUUGCAAAGCGUGUGAUUGCCAUCCAGUUGGAGCAGCAGGGAAGACGUGUAAUCAGACAACAGGCCAGUGCCCCUGCAAGGACGGAGUGACGGGGAUCACCUGCAACCGCUGUGCCAAGGGCUACCAGCAGAGCCGCUCUCCCAUAGCUCCCUGUAUCAAGAUCCCAGCUGCAUCUCCGACAGCGACUUACAGCAGCUACGAGGAGCCGACAGAUUGCGAAUCUCACUGUAAAGCUUCCAAGGGCAAAAUGAAGAUCACGAUGAAGAAAUACUGUAAAAAAGACUACGCUGUUCAAGUGCACGUUCUUAAGGGUGACAAGGCGGGCGAGUGGUGGAAGUUCACCGUCAACAUCAUUUCUAUCUACAAGCAAGGUGAGCACCGCAUCCGUCGUGGAGACCAGCUGCUGUGGGUGCGCGCCAAGGAUGUGGCCUGCAAAUGUCCCAAGAUCAAGCCCGGAAGGAAGUACCUGCUCCUGGGUACAGACGACGACUCCCCUGGGCAGAGCGGCGUAGUUGCCGACAAGGGAAGCCUCCUCAUCCCUUGGAAGGACCUGUGGGGCCGCAGGCUGAGGAAGUUCCAACAGCGCGACAAGAGGGGGAAGUGCUAAAAGUAUCUGUGGAGGAGAGAAAAAAAGAGUCAGAGGCAGAAUUAGGCCUCUGAUGGGAUGAAAUCAAGGAAGAGGGAUAAGUGUGGAUGAAAAAAAACUGGAAGAAUUAAAAAUAGAGAGACACAGGUAAAACGUAGGAGAAAUGUGGAAAUGACUGAGUGCUGCUGCUCUGAGCUGGAGCGAAGAGUUUAGUGUUUUCUUCUUUAGGAACAGUUGUGAAGGAGCUCAUUCAACAGUCUGUCUUUCAGCGGUUGUUUUGUUGUAUUAUUGCAGAGUUUGCACCUAAUGUUACAGAUAUGUCUCACCCUGAUCAUUUUACCCACAACGCAUUUUUAUUAAAGCCCCUUGCUCGGUUUUUAAAGAGUGACACAUCUUCUCUGUCACCCUGUUUGUGUCUUCAGAGGAUCUUUUCCCACCGUGCUGUGAAAAUCAUUGUCUAGUUCAAUGAAGACUUAUAGCACGGCCGUAGUUUCUCUCCACAACCUGCCAAACUUUAGCAAAAAAUUUUCAGAUGCAACUGAAAAAAUGGUAAUUGUUGUCUUAUAGUGCCAUUCUUGCUCAUAGGCGAGUGUUACCUCAGUAAAACAAGAAAAAAAUGCCAUUUUUCUGUACAAUGAUCUCACUACAAGCAAGCCUUUGCUCAGCGCUUAUUGAUAUAUCAACAGUAUGUUGAUAUAUCAACAGUAUGUUGUGGUUGUGACCUCUGCAAUGUAAAGUAACCAUAUGUGGAUACAUAGACAUUAUUUUUAGUAGACGAUGCCGUAGCAUCAAGUAGGUGUAGAGUAGAUUUGUCAACCAUGCACUUAUUUUUACUAGUCAGACGUUUAAGAACAUAUAAAAUAUGUUCCAACAUUUUUAGAGUGCUGUCCAAAAAAGGGAAAAAAACAAGCCUUUACCAUUUAAUAGAAUGUAUAGGUAGUAGAAACCCCGCUUGCCUCACUCGUGACUCCAUAGGCUGAUGUUUCUGGUGGACUGUAACAACCCUGUAUAAAUCACAACUACAGUGGAGUCAGAAUGUAGUUUUUUUUUCUUUAAUAAAGGACUAAUUGUAAGUUGGACUUCCCAAGCAUUUCCCAGUGGGAGAACUGAUGAAGUGAACUAUUUCACCUCAUUAAAAAAAAGGGAGAGAGAGAGAAUAUCGACCUAUCAAGCAAACCUCAUACCACUGACAAACUGCAUGCUCACUAUUUACUGUAGCUGACUGGCUAAUGAUGAUUGUGAAUUAUGUACACAUUUACUUUGUACACAAUAUUCAAUGUUGUGGGAAAAUAACCUGUGGAGUGAUAAAAAAAAUAUCACAGAUGUUUAUUUAGCACACUGUGUAAAAUAUUCUUCACCUCAAAACGACUUUCUGAGGACUGAAUUUCAUCAUUAAGACUUGGUACUGGACAAAAAGGCAUGACCGAUUGUCUACAUGUUAUAUAGCUGUAUAGUAUUACUUUUUUUGUUGUUGUUAAAACAUUAACUAGAUCUAUCUCCAUGUGAAAUUAACCAGAGUUUUUUUUUUUAAAUACUAGAGGCUUAAUAAAAGAAAAAGACAAACAAAUGAAUGUCAGACAAAUUUCUCAUGUUGAAACGAGUAUGUGCACCCAGGGGAUCACACAUACUCUCUCUCACACACAAACACACACACACACUGAGAGAAACUUGGACUGAAUUUACACACACACGCACACAGCAACACCCAAAUACACACAUGUACACUUUGACGUAAAUACACGGGUACACCUCAGUACUCUGUGCAUCAUACUGUAUGUAUUUGUUGAUUACAAAGUUUUUACAAAGUCUUCGCUCACUCAGCUGUACCGACAUUUUUCAACCUGCAGGCAUCUGCAGAAAGGUACGCCCUGCCAGACUUUUGUUCUCCAUGAAUAUUAUAUCAGAAUAAUUAUCUGCUCAUGUUAAUACAUUGGCUUGUAAAUGUUGUUUAGCAGUGUCCAUUGCAAAUGGUUGUGUAAUGUCUUGUAAUACUAAUAUAUUAUGUUUAUCGAAAAUGAAUAUAUUUAAUGACACAUGACAAAAAAAAAAUGUGGCUUUUGUGGUGUUUUGCUGUCGAUCUUUUAUUUUUUACUUUUACAUUGGAUUUUAGACGGCUGUAAUGAAAAGUAUUGAUGCGUGUUUGGCUAUUGAACGGCUUAGCAGACCUGAAAUUUAAUUUGAAAUAAAGCUGUGCAAAAAAACAAAACAAAAAGAAAGAAAGAAAAAAAGCCAAAUGAGGAUCUCUUGCUGAAAUUGCACGUUUAGCUCCUACUUCCUCUUAUGAUCAAAAAGCUUCUUUUGCUAUCACGACACAACGUGCACAGUUCCUUCUGGCAUUUAAUCGAACUAUUUGCUUCAAGUUUCAGCUGCA